UUGGAAGUCAUUCAGCAUAAGGGCAGUCUGAUUAUUGAAUAGAAAUAGUAGCUGGGCUCUGCUUAGUGCAAUAGUUUGAAAUACAUGUUUGCAUCAUUGCAGUUUUCAGAUUUCAUUCUAAUUGUUCUGAAAACUGCUUCAGAAAGAAAAUGGCUUGGAUUGGACUUGUUUUAUUAUUAUUGAUAUUUAUUCUUACAGUUUUAUUCCUUUUCAAAAUGGGUAGUUCCCAGAGUAACAGCUCCCAAAACCUUCCACCUGGACCCAGGACCAUACCCAUUUUGGGAAAUCUGCACAUAAUGGAUUUCAAGAGGCCUUAUAAGACAAUGAUAAAGUUGGCAAAAGAAUAUGGUCCUAUUUUCCAUCUUCAAAUGGGAGGCCAGGAAAUGGUGGUGCUGACUGGCUAUGAGACGGUCAAAGAGGCAUUGGUGAAACACGCAGAGGCAUUUUCAGGGAGACCUAUUGUCCCCAUUUUUGAGGAUUAUACAAAGGGGUUUGGUAUUGUUAUGGCUCAUGGUGAGAACUGGAGGCAGAUGCGGCAGUUUUCAUUAUCUGCAUUACGGGCUUAUGGAAUGGGCAAGAGGAUUGUUGAAGACAAAAUCAGUGAAGAGUGCAGUGUCUUGAUAAAAACAUAUGAGACUUAUGAAGGAAAGCCAUUUGAGCCAGCAACAAUUCUGAAAGCUGCAGCUGCCAAUAUCAUAGUUUCUUUUUUACUUGGCAAGAGGUUUGAAUAUGAAGAUGCUACACUUCUAAGACUACUGGAGUUAAUUGAAGAAAAUAUACACCUUGUAGUAACCCCUGCUGUGUUGGUAUAUAAUAUGUUUCCCAUGUUGGGAUUCCUUUUGGGUGCUCAUAAAAAAAUCUUGAAUAACAAAAAAGAGUACCAUGAAUUCAUACAGGCCACAUUCCUUGAAAAUAUCAAAGAGUUUGAUGAAAAUAUUCAGAGGACUUUUAUUGAUGCAUUUCUUGUUCAGCAGGAAAAGGAGAAUAAGAAGUCAAUAGAUAGCUAUUUCCAUAAUGAUAACCUUAUAGGUCUUGUGGAUAACCUAUUUAUUGCUGGCAUGGAUACAACUUCAAACACUUUGUGCUGGGCAAUACUCCUAAUGAUGAAGUAUCCAGAAGUUCAGAAGAAAGUCCAAGAAGAAAUUGCCAAAGAGAUUGGGGUUCGUCAGCCAAGAACAGAAGACCGAGUCAAAAUGUCUUAUACCAAUGCUGUAAUUCAUGAAAUUCAAAGGUUUGCUGAUAUUGUUCCAACCAAUUUCCCCCAUGCAACCACCAAGGAUAUAACUUUCAAAGGUUUCUUCAUUCCCAAGGGAAUGCAUAUUGUUCCAUUGCUGUCAUCGGUGCUCCAUGAUGAAUCCCAGUGGGAGAAACCUCAUGAAUUCUAUCCUGAGCAUUUUCUUGACUCAGAAGGAAAAUUUGUGAAGAAAGAUGCAUUCAUGCCAUUUUCUGCAGGUUACAGAGUAUGUGCUGGUGAGAACCUUGCCAAAAUGGAGCUCUUCCUCUUCUUUACCAACCUCCUCCAGAGAUUUACCUUCCAGCCACCUUCAGGAACAUCUAAAGAUGAUCUGGACCUGACUCCUGCUCUUGGAUUUAUCACCCCUCCCAUGCCUUACAAGACCUGCGCUGUGUUAUCUUGAUCUGACAGAAGAAGAAGAAAAACUCAUAAUAAGCUGUUUCUCACCUUUAAAAUGCCUUUAUUUUGACAGAGGGACAAAAUCUGACAACCUGAUUCCAUAUUGCAUUAUAUUAAUUAUAAUUAUUUUGUUUGAAUUCCACCUUUAUUGUUUUAACAAAUAACUCAAGAAAGUGAACAUAUCUAAUACACUAUCCUAGCCCUUAUUUUCCCCAAGUUCUUUGGGCUAAGAAGAGAGACUGGGCCAAAGUCACCCCCGCUAGAACUCACAGUUUCCUGGUGAUUAGCCCAAAGUCAACCAACUAGAUUU
Molecule: messenger RNA, 1943 nt
Organism: Notechis scutatus (mainland tiger snake)
Lineage: Eukaryota; Metazoa; Chordata; Lepidosauria; Squamata; Elapidae
Product: cytochrome P450 2K1-like
Biological process (GO): xenobiotic metabolic process
Cellular component (GO): intracellular membrane-bounded organelle; cytoplasm
Molecular function (GO): iron ion binding; heme binding; oxidoreductase activity, acting on paired donors, with incorporation or reduction of molecular oxygen, reduced flavin or flavoprotein as one donor, and incorporation of one atom of oxygen
Source: RefSeq, a predicted model, not a curated record